Messenger RNA from Rotaria socialis, 651 nucleotides. The record is from the annotation of a GenBank genome assembly. NCBI's taxonomy places the organism in Eukaryota, Metazoa, Rotifera, Eurotatoria, Philodinida, Philodinidae.
AUGCAGACUGAAAUAUCAAUUGCAUUAAAUUUCCUAAUCGCUUUUCUCUACAAUAAAUUACCACGCCGUCGAGUUAAUAUGCUCGGUGAACAAAUGCACAAAUAUCUACGCGUUAAAUUUCAAGAUCAUUGGUAUCCCGAAAGACCGACACAAGGUUCUGGUUAUCGAUCAAUACGAAUUGGUAAAGACAAAAUCGACAAAGUUCUGAUUAAUGCUGCUAAUGAUGUCAGCUUGGAUUUACAAGAAAUACUUGAUAGUUUACCUAAUGAUCUUACUAUUUGGAUUGAUCCAGGUGAAGUAUCAUAUCGUAUUGGAGAAAAAGGAUCGAUUCAAGUUCUAUAUGGAAAUCACAGACAUUUAUUACGAUAUGAUGAAUUAUCAAGUGAUACCGAUGAAGUUUCUAAUCAAGAACCUAUUGAUUACAAUGUGCAAAUACGUGAAUCACUCGAUACUCUUCUGAAAUUAUCAGAUUCAGAUGCUUCUGCAUGGUUAAAUCCAGUAGCAACACCAGUUUUAUCAAUACAAACAUUUGCACAAACACGUUUUGGUUCGUUAAAAGUUAAACACAACGUACCGAAACAGCAAGUCAAAAUUUUAUCCAAUGAAUUUUCUGCUUGUAUAAAAUCAAAACAACAGAGAAGAGUAUUUUAA